UCUCAUCGCACACACGCCUAUUCUGAAAUGCCAAUCUGCAUAGAAUGUCGCUUUCCUGUCGAAGCCUUAUAUACAGCCUACAGCAAGGCCGAUGACCGAUCUCUUGGAAAGGGCGUUCGACUGACGCAAUGUCCGCGCUGCAAGCGGUUUGCGGACAAAUAUGUCGAGCAUGAUUUCGUGGUCUUGUUUAUCGAUUUGGUGUUGAUCAAGCCACAGGUCUAUCGACAUCUCCUGUUCAACCGUCUCGGACGCGACGAUGAUAAGUUUGACCGCUCCAUAGUCCGCCUUGGAAUCCUUCUCCUCCUCUUCGAUGUCUACCUAACCUGGGCACGCAUCGAAAAGCUCUCUCUCCCGCCCUCCUCUCCGCACCACGUCCCUCCUCCCUCCUCUACCCCAACCAAUACAUCCCUCCCGCCGUCGUCGCACGAAACAAACACGAAUGCCGCGGUCCUGCAAGCCCAACCGCUAAUACUCCAGUACCUCUUCUUCCUCUUUCUAGUCGUUUCCAGCACCCUGGCAUUCCACAUGCCAAUUCGCCUCCUGUGUUCGCUGCCCCCCACCCGAAUCCCACGUAUCUGGCGGGGGUUCUGGAAGAGGAUAGUGCCGUACUACCCGCAUCCGACGCCCCUGUCUACCGCUCUCCUUGUUAGCUCCUGUACGAAGCUGUUUCCUAUCUUGCUCAUAAUAUGGGACUAUGAUCUGCCUUCUUCUGCGACGGCGGUUAGCUGGGCGGUGAUAGUGAAUAAUGUCGCGGCAUUGGAGAUAUUGAUGGAUUGUGGAUAUUUGCGGGCUGGGGUUUUGGUUGGUAUCGGUGCGGGGUUGAGGAGUGUUAUUGCGAAUUUUGUGCUCAGGGCUAUGGGGUUGGGCACAGGUUGGGGCGACGGGACGGCUGGGUGGGGAGAUGUGGAUAGUUUAGUGGGGAUGGUUAGGGGAGUGGAUGGGUGGGUUAGAAGAGGAAUUGAGAACGGAUGAUGCGGAUAUAUGGUGGCUGGUCGUGGGUUAAGC
Lindgomyces ingoldianus is the source of this 1005-nucleotide messenger RNA. Its product is annotated as Arv1-domain-containing protein. The record is from RefSeq and is a predicted model, not a curated record. Lineage: Eukaryota; Fungi; Ascomycota; Dothideomycetes; Pleosporales; Lindgomycetaceae. Gene Ontology annotation, cellular component: cortical endoplasmic reticulum; Golgi apparatus. Gene Ontology annotation, biological process: sphingolipid metabolic process; sterol metabolic process; intracellular sterol transport. The coding region runs from base 28 to 972 and encodes 314 amino acids. The transcript has 3 exons.